AUUGCACUUGAUGGAGCACAAUGCCGGUGGAAGCAGAGAAGCUGGAGCUCGAAGAACUGGACAAAACCUUGUUAAACAGAGACAAACCAAAACCUCAGAGCAAAUACGAAAGAAUAUUCCAGCCAUGCAUUGCUGAGCUGGUGGGCACGACAUUUUUUGUCUUCAUUGGCUGUGUGUCUGUUAUUGAAAAUGUGGAAGCAGCUGGAAGACUGCAGCCAGCACUUGUGCACGGGCUGGCAGUGGCUGUGCUGGUGGCGUGUAUGGCGGAAAUCAGCGGAUCCCAUUUCAACCCUCCGUUCACCAUCGCUAUCUGGUUAUGUGGAGGAAUGCAGCUGACGAUGGUUGUCCCGUAUCUUAUCAGUCAGCUUAUCGGAGGUGUACUAGGAGCUGCAAUGUCAAAGGUUAUGACUUCAGAUGAAAACUACGCGAACGCUACUGGAGCUGCAUUUGCUGUUCUGAAAUCAGAUGAGCAGCUGGGGAAGGUGGUGUUUGCUGAAAUGGCCAUGACGUGUCUGGUGACUCUGGUGGUCCUGAUGGGAGCUGUUAACGGAAAAAGCAAAAGCCCAAUGGUGCCCUUCAUGGUGGGCUGCACCGUUAUUGUCAAUAUUCUAGCAGGAGGAGAUGUUUCUGGCACCUGUUUGAACCCUGCGAGAGCUUUUGGACCUGCACUCAUGGCAAACCACUGGACUUAUCACUGGGUUUAUUGGGUCGGUCCGUUGGGAGGUGGUCUGGUGGCUGCCGCUCUUAUGAGGCUUCUGCUUGGAGAUGAAAAGCUACGGGUUGUAAUGAAAUAAAACUGGAGCUUGACAUCAGCAUGUUAAAACCUUUCUACACAUGACAUCAUCAUUAUUUCUAAGUAGAGUGUAGAUAUUUCUAAUAUCUAUUCUGUUUAGUACUGUGGGUUAGCACGCUUAACUUUAAUUAUAAAUGGAGAUUUUUUAAAUGUUUUUUUUUCCAAGCAUAAAAUGAAAUGACAUAAAAUAGUUAUUUUUUUUUCCAGGCUGUUGUUUAUAAUUUACUUGAAAUAAACAUUAUUAGAUAUUUUUAUAUUAACAUUGUGUUAUAACUAUAUCUCUGUUAUCUUUAUUUUAAUUGGCUUAUUUUAAAGUAAUUAUGUAUUAUUGAGUCGUUAUUAUUAAAUAUGUUUUAUUGAA
This is a messenger RNA of Danio rerio (zebrafish), 1154 nucleotides long. RefSeq names its product aquaporin 8a, tandem duplicate 2 (gene aqp8a.2). Gene Ontology annotation, biological process: urea transmembrane transport; transmembrane transport. Gene Ontology annotation, molecular function: channel activity. The record is from RefSeq and is marked provisional. Gene Ontology annotation, cellular component: membrane. NCBI's taxonomy places the organism in Eukaryota, Metazoa, Chordata, Actinopteri, Cypriniformes, Danionidae.